Messenger RNA from Sabethes cyaneus, 2718 nucleotides. RefSeq names its product DNA helicase MCM8 (gene rec). The coding region runs from base 59 to 2569 and encodes 836 amino acids. Gene Ontology annotation, molecular function: ATP hydrolysis activity; single-stranded DNA helicase activity; single-stranded DNA binding. The transcript is spliced from 3 exons. The record is from RefSeq and is a predicted model, not a curated record. Lineage: Eukaryota; Metazoa; Arthropoda; Insecta; Diptera; Culicidae. Gene Ontology annotation, cellular component: MCM complex; nucleus. Gene Ontology annotation, biological process: DNA replication.
CGAAAGUCAUAGUUUCAGCAGCUAGUAACAAACGUUCGUGCAUUUAGUUUUUAAUGUGAUGGAUUUACCAGCUGGGCCUUCCACGGGCCGUGGAAGCCGUGGUGGAAGAGGAUCGCGCGGUGCCGGACGCUCGACGCGUGGACGAGGUUUCUGGAGGCCCUACAGCCACCGAGGUGGUAAUCAUGGUCCUCCUCGAGAGAAACCCGUUGGCUACGGGAUUCCAACAAUGCAGUCAAUUAACGAAGCUGAAGAUUGCACUACAAGUAUAUCUCAAGCAAAACCGCUGCUAUCGAUUAUGCUGGAGAAUCAAACCUGCGAGUAUUCAGGUUGGAAACUUUAUCUCCCACAAGAAGACUAUUGUGAAGGUUCAAGCACUUUGAAGAAAAUUCAAACUAUGGAACAACAUUACGCAAAACACCCGAAGCAAUAUGAUUUACAUGUAAUUCAUGAUGAUUUCUGGUUUCAGUUAGAUAUCAUUGUUGUAGAGGCGGAUGUUGAAGCUAUGCAAAAUUGGCCAGCUUUUCGGCAAGAUAUUGCCCACAAUCCAGAUCAAACUCUUGCAGUUUGCGGUUUGGCAAUGUAUCAAAACAUUAUAAAAUAUCUCAAUCAAGAAAAGGGAUCACAAAUUUCCGAAGAAUCUGUUUCAGGAAACAAACUUUUACUCCAACCAAUCCGCCCUCGUAUAAUCGGGCACGGCCCGGAAGUACAUUUGCGCCAUAUGAAAGUAAAUAAUUUUGGAAAAUUGGUGGCCAUUCGAGGGACUAUAAUACGUGCAGGAACAUCGCAGAUUAUCAACACAUGGAUGGCUUUUCGCUGUUCACUUUGCCACGGAAAGCAGGUAAUUCGUCAGCCCGAUGGCAUUUUCGUAGUGCCAAACUCUUGUCGUGAGGGCUGUAAAGCUAGAAGCAACUUUAUUCCGCUGCGUUCUUCGCCCUUCACUCGAACAGAGCCCAUCCAGUCAGUUCGACUGCAGGAAUCAAUGCUGGGUGCUCGUGCGGAGCACGGUCAAGUGCCAAGAAGUAUCGAAGUAGAGUUAACUCAUGAGAUGGUGGAUUCAGUGUGUCCCGGUGAUGAUGUAACUGUUACUGGAAUUCUCAAGGGUCGUCCGCAAGAGGAAAACAGUGCCAAAGCUAAAAAUACGGCCAGCAUGUACAAGAUGUACUUGCACGCGGUCGCUGUUCGCAGCAACAAAAAUACUAUAACUAGCUGGCACAAGGCAGGAGAUUUCAGUGAACGAGAUAUGGAAGCUAUCCAGACUAUUCGAGCCGAACCUAGCCCUUACCGUUUGCUGGUUCACUCGUUAUGUCCCACAAUAUAUGGCCACGAAAUGAUUAAAGCGGGAUUGUUGCUGGGUUUAUUCGGAGGUUCGACAGUUGCAGGAAAGCGACGUUCAGAAAUACAUGUUUUGGUUGUUGGAGAUCCUGGAAUUGGCAAAAGUCAAAUUCUACAGUCAUGUGCGGAUGUUUCGCCGCGAGGUAUUUUUGUUUGCGGGAACAGUACUUCCAAUGCCGGAUUAACGGUUUCCGUUCGAAUGGAGAAGGGGGCAGGAGGAUCUCUAGAAGCUGGCGCCCUUGUGUUGGCAGACCAGGGAGUCUGUUGUAUCGACGAGUUUGAUAAAAUGUCCGGUAAUCAUCAGUCAUUGCUCGAGGCAAUGGAGCAACAGGUGGUCAGCGUAGCUAAAGCGGGUGUUAUUUGUUCACUGCCAGCACGCACUUGUAUUCUUGCGGCCGCCAAUCCAGCCGGAGGUCACUAUGAUAAAUCAAAAACGGUGACUGAGAAUCUGAAGUUGAAACCAGCUCUUCUGUCUCGGUUCGAUUUGGUGUUUAUACAAUUGGAUCGUCAUGAUGCUCAUUUAGACAAUAUGGUUGCCGCCAACAUUCAUCGUUUGCAUGGUGUCAAAGGCGGUCAAGGUCCACAAGCAGCGGCGUUUCAGGCCAUUCUAACCGGAAUGAACGAUUUGCCCUCGCAGGAGCCAGGAGCAGAAGCCUCUUUGCAAGAACGGCUUAAGCUUAGAAAUGGCGAAAAAAUUGAUCUCCUUCCGCCCGAGUUGCAGCAAAAAUACAUUGCUUACGCUCGCAAGAAUGUUAACCCCAAGUUAACAGAAGAAGCUGCACUCGUUAUUCGGGAUUUUUACGAUGAAUUGCGUCGUGCACAGGACGGUAUGAAUUCGCUACCUGUAACGACCAGGCAGCUGGAGGCGCUGAUUCGCCUCACACAAGCACGAGCAAGGAUUGACUUGGAAUCGGAAGCCACGAUUGAACACGCAAAAGACGUGAUUGAUAUUCUGCGCUUCAGUAUGCUCGAUGUCUUCACCAACGACAUCGGUGAUUUGCAGCCCAGCCGGUUGAUAAACGGUGCCGGUGCCAGCCAGGCUACAAUGGUAAAGAAGUUCGUUCAGUUGUUGCAAAACAAAACGCGUGCGCUGGAUAAAACAAUUUUUUCGCUUGCCGAGCUGAAGGAUAUGGCAGGUGGCGCCGGUACGGAAUUCAACCGAAUUCUGGAUGCACUCAACUUGCAAGGGUUUCUUCUUAAGAAAGGUAAGGAUUUGUACAAGUUUAUGGCAGAUUGAAUGUGGGGUUAUUUUCUCCACGAGAGUGCCUGGGUUGUUCUGUGUCGAUACGCUGAACGUUAAAACUGUUUAAAAAACUUUCGUAAUUUUAAAUCGAGACUGCCUUUUGUGAUAAUAGUGAAUAAUAUAAUAUCUACCACGCAUAUCGU